AUGACUUCUUCCGAAGAAAAAGCAAAAGCUAAAAAGGAAUUUGAAGAUGUAUUUCCAACUCUUGCGGAAGAAUUUUUAACAACUAUUCGAUCUCGAUCGUUUCCAAAUGAAUGUGUUGAAUGGCUCAAAAAAUGCAUUUAUCAUAAUGUCCCUGGUGGAAAAAUGAAUCGUGGCCUGUCCGUGAUUGAUACGCUCGAAAUUUUAAAGGAUGGAAAAGUUUCCUCUGAAGAAUUGUUUAAGGCGAGAGUUCUUGGUUGGUGUGUCGAAUGGCUACAAGCUUUCUUCCUGGUCGCUGAUGAUAUAAUGGAUGCUUCUAUCACUCGUCGCGGAAAUCCAUGUUGGUAUAAAAUGAAAUAUUUUCGCCAAGAUCCUUAUUAUGUUGAUUUGUUAGAGUUAUUCCAUGAGAUUACUCUUGAAACUGAAUUUGGUCAGUUAUUAGAUUUGGUUACAGCUCCUGAAGAUGAUGUAGAUUUGAAUAGAUUCUCUAUGGAAAAGGGAAUAUUUCCAAAUUCAGAAGUAAUUGGAAAAAUUGGAACUGAUAUUGAAGACAAUAAGUGUUCCUGGUGCAUUAACCAAGCAUUAUUAGUAGCAACUCCUGAGCAAAGAAAAUUGUUAGAUGAAAAUUAUGGAAAGAAAAAUCCAGAAAAUGUUUCUGUAAUCAAAGAAAUUUACAAGCAACUUGAUAUUGAAGAGAAAUAUAAAAAUUAUGAAAAUGAGUCAUUUAUCUAUUUGAGUGAAUUGAUUUCUCAAUUGGAUGAGACUUUCUUGAAGAAAGAAGUAUUUAAUUCAUUCAUGAAAAAGAUUUAUAAAAGAACCAAGUAA
Diversispora eburnea is the source of this 822-nucleotide messenger RNA. NCBI's taxonomy places the organism in Eukaryota, Fungi, Glomeromycota, Glomeromycetes, Diversisporales, Diversisporaceae. The record is from the annotation of a GenBank genome assembly.